Tupaia belangeri chinensis (Chinese tree shrew) is the source of this 1881-nucleotide messenger RNA. It is a transcript of the gene TMEM86B, whose product is annotated as transmembrane protein 86B. Gene Ontology annotation, cellular component: membrane. The record is from RefSeq and is a predicted model, not a curated record. NCBI's taxonomy places the organism in Eukaryota, Metazoa, Chordata, Mammalia, Scandentia, Tupaiidae. The transcript has 3 exons. Gene Ontology annotation, molecular function: hydrolase activity. Bases 925 to 1605 code for a protein of 226 amino acids.
UGCGUGUGUUCCUGCGGAGCUUCUGUUUCAUACUGCAGAUAUAAAUAAAAGACAGUUUACGAUUCUGCCGGCACAGCCUUCUGGGACUGGGGUGGGCUGACCCACACGGGCCUGGCCCUCGUGUCUGCCACGAGAGGGUUAGGGAGAGCACGGCCCCUAGGGCAAGGACGCCCGGGAGGAAGGGACUUGGGAGAGGGAGCCCUCACCUUCCGGCUGGGUGCCUGCCCCAGCAGGGCUCGUGGGGAAGCCGGCCACAGCCAGCCUGGGUCAGGGUCUGCUGCUGUUCCACUGCCUCUCCCUGGCGGAGCAGGGACUGCCUCCUGGAUGGGCAUAACUGUCCAGCCCCCACGUGUGCCCACCAGUGAGGCCCUAUGCCCAGCACCCAGGAGGGCCAUCUCCCAGAUGGGAAGAUCGGGUGGGCUAGCGUGCCACAUGCAGUCGGCUUUAUAUGUGAGCCGGCAGGAGGCAGCCUCAGUACCCUGGUUCUUCGUCCCUCAAGCUGGUGUCUGGCAGAGGCUCCCCCAGAAGAGGAGGGAGGGUGCUAGCAGGGCCUGGCUCACGGGGGAGGGGCAGCCCUGUCCCAGGACAGCUGCCCUUGGCGAUGAGGAACCCUGCGCUGUGCCCUUCUGAUUGGCUGGGCAGAGGACAAUGGGCAGGCGAGUGCUCAUGAGCCUUGAGCCUCUCUCCCUUGGCAAGAGGAGAAGCCUGGUCUCAGAGGCAGUGGGACCCCAAGAUCCUAGUGGGCUACCUUAUCAGUGGUGCCAGGCGAGGCCUUCUCUGGCACGGGCCACAUCUCCCUGCUCCUUAUCAGGCCCGGAGUCCACAGGACGCUCGUUAGGUUAACGUGUAACCACGAGCCCCAUCCUCCACCCCCGGAACCACCCACUCCCAGGCUCAGGCCACCCUGAGGUGUCACAGGCCACCAUGGACGCUGGGGAAGAGGGGCCACCCUUGGAGACUCACCUCUUAGUCCAACUCCCGCAUGUCCGCAGGUGGCUGGCUCCCUUCAUCCUCACCUGCUCCGUCUACUUUCUGCUCUGGAUCCCGGAGGACCAGCCCUCCUGGGUCAGUGCCCUAGUCAAGAGCCUGCCUGUCCUUUGCCUGGUCAUCUUCCUGGGGGCUGUGACCUCUAGCAGCAGCUACGCCCGGCUCCUCCAGGGUGCCCUGGUGUGCUCAGCCGUGGGGGAUGCCUGCCUCAUCUGGCCCGAGGCUUUCCUCUAUGGCAUGGCCGCCUUCGCCUUGGGCCACCUCCUCUACAUCAGGGCCUUCGGCCUCACCCCACUGCAGCCGGCCCUGCUGCUGCUUGUGCUCCCAGCCCUGCUUGGGUACUUCAGCCUCCUGCUGCCGCACCUCGAGCCAGACAUGGCCCCGGCUGUGGCCAGCUAUGGGCUGAUCCUGAGCAUCAUGCUGUGGCGCGGCCUGGCCCGGGGCAGGAGUGCCCGCUGGGGUGCUCUGCUCUUCACGAUCUCCGACAGCGUGCUGGCCUUGGACACCUUCGCCCUGACCGUGCCCCAUGCUCGCCUGGUGACCAUGGCAACCUACUACGCAGCCCAGCUCCUCAUCACUCUGUCAGCCCUCAGGAGCCCGGAGAUCAAGGCCAACUGACCAGGACCAGGCAGGCCAGUGUCCACUCCCCUCCUACGAGAGGACUCGAGCCUCCCGGCUGCAGAGCUUACUGGCGGGGCCAUCUCAAGACAGUUGUGCACUGUUGGCAAGCUCUGAGUCAGUGCACCCAGGUCCCAGGCCGUUACACCCACCCACAGCCGGCCCCGCCAGCCCCUGGCUCCUCAUGUGCCCAGGCAGCACCCUGUCAGCCUGCCCACUUCCCACUGCCUGAACCUACUUCUCUGCUGCCUCAGUAAAGCAGGUGCUGAACCCUGA